AUGGCUCUAUACCUCUUGACAGCUGUCGUGCAAUCCAAAAGAUUCUUGCUUGUUCUAGAUGAUAUUUGGGAGGAAGAUAUGAGCAAAUGGGAGAAUGUGCUCUCCCCUCUGACUAAUGGAAGUUUCGGAAGUAAGAUUUUGAUAACUACUCGAAUGGCUGCAGUUGCAUCGACGAUUGCAAAUGUUUUUAAAAAGAAGAGGGAAACAUUGAGAAUAAAGGGCUUGAAAGAAAAUGUGUGUUUGAAGCUACUCAACACCCAUGCAUUUGCUGGUGUAGAGAACCUUGGUGCUCAUACAAAAUUAACAAACAUUGCUAGUUCGAUAGUUAAAAAGCUUUCAGGAUCUCGACUAGCAGCAAAGAUCGUCGGUGGUAUUCUCAAUUCUAACUUGAAAGAGAGCUUCUGGAUGAACAUUUUAAAUAGUUCUGAUGUUCUAAACGUAGAACCAGAACCGGGUCGUAAUAACAUUUUGUCUAUCUUAAGAUUGAGCUUUACGUUCCUCCCACAACUUCUACAAAAUUGUUAUGCAUUUUGUGGCAUAUUCCCACAAGAUCAUGAGUUUGAUAAAGAUGAUUUAGUCCGAAUGUGGAUUGCAUUGGGUUUCAUUCAGGAAUCUUCUAUUGAAGGAGAGACUUUGGAAGAUAUUGGAGAAAGAUCUCAUGGAUAUCUCACUCAGAUGCCAAGAUCUCUAAGCAGUCUUUAUCAUUUGCGGUUCAUAAUCUAUAAAAAUGCAUUUGGGGGAUUUUGGUCUGAUGAUUUCUUACUUGGCGAUGUGACUAAUCUUACUAAUCUGCGUCACUUGGAAUUGCCCCGGUAUACAUUUUAUAGUGUACCUGGAAUUGGGAUAUUAAGGUCACUUCAAGAACUAAAUGAGUUUAAUGUGAAGAAUGAGAAUGGUUAUAGAAUUGGGGAGUUGGAGCAUAUGAGCGAGUUGCGCAAAUUAAAAAUAAAUUUUCUGGAAAAUGUGAAGGAUGCUGGAGAGGCUCGCACUGCAAAAUUAUUGGAGAAAAGAAAACUGACAGAUUUAUUUUUGAAUUGGGGCAAAACUGUUAAUAAAUGGGAAUUAGACAGGGGAUAUAGAUGCGUACGUAACAUAGUCAAUUCUGAAUUAGAUGUGAAUGUGCUCGAAAAUCUUGAACCAUACAAAAAUUUGAAAAGAUUGUCCAUAGUUUCAUAUGAGGGCGCAUGCUCUGCAAAAUGGAUGUACAAUGCGGAUUUGAUCUCCAAUCUAGAGUACAUCUGUCUGAACGGGUGUUCGGAGUGGGAAGCCCUUCCUCCUUUUGGGCAGCUUCCCCACCUCAAGUCUCUGUACCUUUGUAACAUGUCAAAUGCAAAGCGGCUUGAUUUUAAAUUCCAUGGGAAUGACAAGGUUUCUGUGUUUCCAUCGUUGGAGGUGCUAAAUAUGGAGGGAUUGCAAGUAUUGGAGGAUUGGUUUGAUGGAGCAAGAGCAACAGCAUAUGACUGUUUCUUUCCUUGCUUAACUGAACUCUUCCUCGUUAACUGCCCAAAUCUGCAGGAGUUGCCCUAUUUGCCUCCUAAGCUCAAGAAAAUGAAGAUACAAAACAUCGGAUGGAAGGCUGCUUUGAUCUACAAGCAAGAAACCAACAACUGCUGCCUUCAAACAUUAGAGGUCCUUUCGUGUCCAAACAUCACAUCUCUUCAUUCUGUUGGUGGACGACAACAAGUGGAGAGUGGCAUUGAGAAAUUCCAGGUUAUUCUUAGUCAAGUUGUUAUAGAUGACUCAUCCUUGUUGCUGACGGUGAGAAUCGCCUCCUUGGAAAAGCUCACAAUUUGUAAUGAUGAUGUGCUGCAGUCUCUCCCUUCCUUCUUGGAACGCCUCUCUUCACUUAAGAUUCUACGCGUCGAAAAAGUUCCUCGGCUCCAGCAGCUUUUACACAUCCCCACCUCCCUGAAAGAAUUACAUCUUGAAUACCUGGAAUCAUUGCAGUGCCUCCCAGCGUCUUUGUCGGCCAUCUCAUUCCUCAAAGUUCUAUGGUUAAAAAACAUUCCACUCCUCAAAUCAUUACCAUCUUCUUUGUCGGCCAUCUCAUCCCUCAAGCAUGUUUUUUUAGACAACAUUCCACUCCUCAAAUCAUUGCCAGACCUCCCUCUCUGUUUGUCUCAUCUGCUUCUACAGAGACUUGAUAACCUACAGUGCCUGCCAUCUUCUUUGUCGGCCGUCUCAUCCAUAAAAUGA
Phalaenopsis equestris is the source of this 2196-nucleotide messenger RNA. RefSeq names its product putative disease resistance protein RGA4. Gene Ontology annotation, biological process: defense response to other organism. The coding region runs from base 1 to 2196 and encodes 731 amino acids. NCBI's taxonomy places the organism in Eukaryota, Viridiplantae, Streptophyta, Magnoliopsida, Asparagales, Orchidaceae. The transcript has 2 exons. Gene Ontology annotation, molecular function: ADP binding. The record is from RefSeq and is a predicted model, not a curated record.